AAUGUUUUCGAUGUAACAUGUACAAUUUUUUCUUUUUAUUGAAAUGUAACAUGUACAAUUGAGUGAAGGUUAACACUACCUGUAUCAUCCUAGGUUAGGGAUGACAAUUUCGACCUGACCCGUUUUACCCGAGCUGUUUGACCUGAUUUGGGGCGGGUAUGGGUACCUCUCAUCGACCUGACCUGCCCCGACCCGCCUCAUUCUUGACCUGUUCUUGUCUAAAUGACAUGUAAUCUUAGUAAAAUUAUUUAGAACUUUCCUCUUAUUAUCUCAUAUUUUAGCUAUAAUAAACUUGUAAAUAAGUGAAAACCUUAAUUUCUCCAAUAAUAUAACUACAUUUCAUCAUAUUAUGGUUUCUUUCUUGGCCUUUUUAAUGAAAAUAACGAAUAUUUCUAAUAUUUUUCACAUAAAUUAGAUACCCAUUGGGUCGACCUGCCCCGACCUGCGCCCCGUAAUAAAUUACCCGACCUGAACCCGACCUGCCACAGAACGAGUAUGGGUAUCGAGAUACCCGCCCCGGACUUGCCCAUUGCCAUUCCUAUCCUAGGUCUCUCUUAUCUUAUGUAUAAUAAUUGUUUGUAAAAGCCGCCGGGAAGAGUAACUAAUCUUAGUAUCUGACUCCAUAGUUGGCCGGCAGAGAAGCAGAGAUGCCGCCGGGAAAUUCUCCGGGGCCAUUUUCGAAUCACUAGUCAGUAUAUCGUGAUAAUAUAGUCAAUUUGUCGCGUUUCGAAUUGGAGUUCCGAAACGUGUCGGGUUUCCCGUUUCUCCCCCACUGAAACUGGUUUUUCGGUUGGUUCUCCUUCCCCAGCUGGCAGCAGGUAGAGGAAGCGAGGAGGUGAGUAAACAAAGAUGACGCUUAUGUACAGAUAUUUUAUAUGGCUUGCAAAGCAGGAAGCAGAAAAUCUCGAGAGCAACGCACCAGAAAGAAUUUUUUCCUUCGAGGACGAUAGAAUCAAAGGCGCGCGAGCGCGAGAGAGUCGCAGCCGGCAAUUGAAAGACGAAGUGAACAAACGAGGGUAAACCGGAGAUCCAACUGGGCGACGGCGAGCUCGGUCUAGGUAUAGUCCUUUUGCUCUGUUCGAAAUGAAUAUGAUUUUCAUUUCUUAGCUGAGUUUCGGCCCUUUAGCGAAGGAAAGUUUCGGCGCUUCAGUUAAUCGUUGGGGAUUGAUUGGGAUUUGAUUGAGUUUCAGAAGACGUGAGUAAGGCUAGGUGAAGUUGAGCUGAAGCAGUGACGAAUUUCGGUGGAUUCAGGGGAGGAAGUAGCUGGUGUAAGUGAGUAAUGAUUUCUCUAAUAAGUCGGUAGUUUAGUUUGGUAGCGUGUGUAUUAUAUGAACAUGGAGUAUCCCUUUUCUUCGAAAGUAAAGGCUCGGCCAAGAGCACAGCUGGAUGAGAUAAGUUCAGCUCUGGAAGACCCAAAUAUCAAAUUUGCGGAGCUGAUGAACUUGGAUGCCUAUCCUGGAUGGUGUAAUGGCUCUCCAGCGAUGGACCACUGGCUUGUUUCAAAUGGGUUGUCGCCGUUGCAGCCCUUUCCAUUAGGAUCUUUCGAUUCACUGAAUCUUACUGCAGAACAACCUGGUUAUCUCAGCCCUAGUGUCCAUGCAGCAUCGAAUGGCCAUGGUAUCUCCCACAAUUGUGCAGACAAUGUAACCUGUCAGCAGACUGAUGCAGAAUUGGUAUAUCCAUCGGGAUCGAAUCCGGGGAAUCAACAAGAGAAUUUCAUGGUGGAGGCUAGCUGUAUGGUUUCUCGCCCUCUUGGCUUCUCGCUUGACGAGAAGAUGCUAAAGGCUUUGUCCUUUCUCAGGGAGUUCUCUGGGGAUGGCAUUUUGGCACAAGUAUGGGUUCCGAUAAGGCAGGGGGGUCAAUAUGUGUUGUCAACUUCCGAGCAGCCUUACUUGCUUGAUAAAACCUUAGCAGGGUUUCGUGAGGUCUCUAGAACGUUUACCUUCUCUGCGGAGUUGAAGCCUGGCCUUCCAUUAGGGCUUCCGGGACGUGUAUUCGUCUCUAAAGUUCCAGAAUGGACCUCAAACGUAGUUUAUUACAAUAAGGAAGAGUAUGUGAGGGUGAAGCACGCGGUUGACCAUGAAGUCCGGGGUUCUAUUGCAUUGCCUAUUCUAAAUCCUUCUGGCACGUCCUGUUGUGCUGUUCUGGAACUUGUCACUGUCAAGGAGAAGUCUGAUUUUGAUUCUGAGAUGGAGAACAUUUGCCAUGCACUUCAGGCUGUAGACUUAAGAAGUACUCUACCUCCUCGGCUUCUACCCCAGUGCCUGUCAGAUAACCGAAGAGCCGCUCUUGCUGAAAUAAUGGAUGUCCUACGAGCAGUUUGCCACGCACAUACAUUGCCUCUUGGUCUAACUUGGAUUCCUUGCCAUUAUACUGAGGACGCUGUUGAUGAAAUCAUAAGAGUUCGUGUAAGAGAAGGUAGUAAAUCACGGCCUACUGGGAAAUGUGUUUUGUGCAUAGAGGAUACAGCUUGUUAUGUGAACGACAGGUCGAUGCAAGGGUUUGUGCAUGCUUGUGUGGAGCAUUAUAUUGAGGAAGGCCAAGGCAUAGCUGGGAAAGCACUUCAAUCAAAUCAUCCUUUCUUCAUCCCAGAUGUGAAGGCAUAUGACAUAACCGAGUAUCCGCAUGUCCAUCACAGUCGUAAGUAUGGACUAAAUGCUGCAGUUGCAAUCAGGCUGAGAAGCACAUAUACUGGUGACCACGACUAUAUAUUGGAACUGUUUCUUCCGGUCAACACAACAGGGAGUCAGGAGCAACAACUCUUGUUGAACAGCCUCUCAAACACAAUGCAAAAAGUUUGCAAGAGCUUGAGAACAGUUUCUGAUGCAGAAUUAGCUGCUGGUGAAGGUGAUAGAGUUGGAUAUCACAAGGAAACAUCGGCAGUCUUCCCUCAGAUCUCUAUAUCAGAGAAAAACUCUCAAACCGCAUUAUCAAGUGCAUUUUUGGACACUGCAGGUAUAGUGGAUUGUAAUGCAUCCAGCUCCAGAAUCGAUAGAACAGUAUCAGGCAGUCAGAAUUGUCGGGCUACCACUGGGCCCAGAAAACAGCUGGAGAAGAAAAAGAGCAAUGUAGAGAAGAAUGUGAGUUUAAGUGUUCUUCAGCAAUACUUCUCUGGAAGUCUCAAGGAUGCUGCGAAAAGCAUUGGCGUUUGCCCUACAACACUGAAAAGGAUAUGCAGACACCAUGGAAUAUCAAGAUGGCCAUCCCGCAAGAUCAACAAAGUGAACCGCUCAUUAAAGAAAAUCCAAACUGUGCUUGAUUCAGUUCAAGGAGUAGAAGGUGGAUUCAAAUUCGACCCUUCUAUUGGUGGAUUCACAGCAGGGGGGCCCACACUGGAUGAACUCGACACGGAAACUCCAUUUCACAUUCAUCAUCCAGAACAACUCGCCGAACCUGCUUCUAUUGCCGCAGUCAAAGUCGAGGACGACUUAAUAACCACCACCAUGACACCCUCGAUCGACUGCAGAGAGGAAGAUUCAAAGCCUCGACGAUGCGGUCCCCACGAAAUCACACAACUCGACAAGUCAAGCUCCCAGCAAAGGUCCUGGAGCGACAACAGCUCGUCACAUGGGUCUGAGUCAAUGCAUGGUGGAGGCGGGGGAUGCAGCUCAAGCUCUCAGACCUUCGAGGAAGGGACGAGAAAUGCUGGUGGGAAGAUCUUUACUGUGAAGGCUAGUUACAAAGACGACACGAUCAGGUUCAAGUUCGAUCCUUCUGCAGGGUGUUUCCAUCUGUACGAGGAGGUCGGCAAGAGGUUCAAGCUGCAGAGCGGGACGUUCCAGCUCAAGUAUAUGGACGACGAGGAAGAGUGGGUGCUGCUGACGAGUGAUUCGGACCUGCACGAGUGCUGCGAGAUACUCGAUUACGUAGGGAAAGAGAGCGUGAAGCUCGUCGUUCGAGAUGUGCCCUUUGCAGCUGGGAGUUCCGGUAGCAGUAAUUGCUUUCUGGCGGGAAGCUCGUAGCCGUGGUGUGUGUACAAACAUAGUCAUCUAUGGAUAAAGUAAAAGGCAGGCAAGAUAGAAAAUACCUUGUAUGGUUUUGUUGUUGUACUUUACAUAUUAGCACGCUCGUGUUCAGUUGAAUAGAGGGUAGUUCUGAAUUUGGCAAUAAAUGUCUGUCAGGAGUCAGGACCAUGAUGUUGGAAAUGGAUAUAUGCCAUCAUUUCCUUCUUCACUUUUGGUAUAUCUACUUUGUAGAUGUGUAAGGUUAAAUACUAAUUUCAAUCACCUUACUCGGUCUCGAAAUUGAACUUGAUAUCGAGACAAUUAAAGCAUCAAACCCGGUAUUGCACUAAAAUCUUCAAGUUACGGAGUUUUGACAUAAAAAUUAAAGAGGUUGAAAGAAUCAAAGUUAAAUGGUUUGAUUGAGUAGAAAAUGUUUAGUCGGUUACAUGACUUAGGUACCUAUAACUAAAGGGAUUAUGAUCUACGUGUUAAGUAUUUGACAUUGAUGAACAAAUAUUCGUUUUUUUA
Linum trigynum is the source of this 4472-nucleotide messenger RNA. The record is from the annotation of a GenBank genome assembly. NCBI's taxonomy places the organism in Eukaryota, Viridiplantae, Streptophyta, Magnoliopsida, Malpighiales, Linaceae.